Molecule: messenger RNA, 1524 nt
Organism: Aspergillus mulundensis
Lineage: Eukaryota; Fungi; Ascomycota; Eurotiomycetes; Eurotiales; Aspergillaceae
Product: cytochrome P450
Exons: 5
Coding region: 1-1524 (507 amino acids)
Molecular function (GO): monooxygenase activity; oxidoreductase activity, acting on paired donors, with incorporation or reduction of molecular oxygen; iron ion binding
Source: RefSeq, a predicted model, not a curated record
AUGCUCGACUUCAUGGAUGCUCUUUUAGUUGCCAGCCCCGGCUCAAUUGCAGUCCUUGGACUGCUGCUAGUUGGUGGCUUGUAUGUGCUUCUGAGUUCGCCCUCUCAUCCGGUCCUCAAUGGGAAAGGGCCACUGGAGUUUCGAGAUACCCAUGCGCAGAAGCGGUUUCUGUCCAAUGCGCGCAACCUGAUCAGCUCGGGCCUCGCAAAGUGGCCGGCUUUUAACCUAGUCACCGAGACCGGAUACAGACUCGUUCUGGACCCCAAGUAUGCGCAAGAGAUUCGGAGUCAUGAGGCGCUGAGUUUUGGCAAAGCAAUCGCGCUCGACUUUCAUGCCCAUAUUCCAGGGUUCGAGCCCUUUGACCAGGGGACCAGGUCGGACGAGAUCGUCCAGGAUGCUGUUAGAAUGAAGCUUACCCAGAGCCUCGGAUCUGUGACGAAGCCAUUGUCCGAUGAGACGACGGUUGCCCUGCAAAAGAACUGGACGGACAAUGCUGAUUGGCACACGAUUCCUCUCAAGCACACUAUCCUGGACAUUGUUGCUCAGCUGUCAUCCAAGGUCUUCCUCGGUGACCAAAUCUGCCGCGACCCCGACUGGCUACGAAUUACUGUUGCCUAUACUAUUGAUUCAUUCUUGGCCGCUGAAGCACUGCGCAUGUGGCCGGCGUUCAUGCGGUCUAUUGUCGCCCCGUUCUCUCCCAAGGUCCAGAAGAUUCGGGCGCAGCUUGAGGAAGCGCGUAGUAUUAUUAUUCCUGUAUUGGAGAGGCGCAAAGCAGAGAAACAGGCUGCUAUUGCGAAUGGCGAGACUCCCGCUCGGUACAACGACGCCAUGGAGUGGAUGGAACAGUGCGCAAAGGGACGGCCUUAUGACGCGGCUGUGUCACAGUUGUCCUUCUCACUCGCUGCGAUCCAUACCACUUCCGACAUGCUGACGCAGGUGCUGUACGACAUUUGCGGUCAUGAAGGUUUGAUUGACGAACUGAGACAGGAGGUUCUCACCGUCAUUGAGGCGGAAGGAUGGCAGAAGACGACUUUGUACAAGCUGAAGUUAAUGGACAGUGUGCUGAAGGAAAGCCAACGAGUAAAGCCAAUUGGAAUCGCCACCAUGCACCGCCUGGCCGGGGAAUCCAUCAAGCUUUCUGAUGGCACCGUCAUCCCCAAGAACUCCAACUUGAUGGUUUCUGGGCAGCGGAUGUGGGAUGAGAGCAUCUACCCCUCCCCUGAAAAGUUCGACCCCUACCGCUUCCUCAGGCUGCGGGAGACUCCCGGCAAGGAGACCUCUGCUCAGCUGGUAUCGCCGUCACCUGAGCAUAUGGGCUUUGGAUUCGGAAAGCACGCGUGCCCGGGACGCUUCUUUGCGGCAAACGAGAUCAAGAUUGCACUCUGCCACAUGUUGCUAAAGUAUGACUUCCGAUUGACAGAGCAAUGGAAGAACCCCCGGCCGAUUGCAAGGGGGAUGGGACUGAGUGCCGAACCCAGAGCGGAGAUGGAGAUCAGAAGAAGGACCGAGGAGAUCAACCUGUGA